Spodoptera litura is the source of this 2226-nucleotide messenger RNA. RefSeq lists its product as uncharacterized. Lineage: Eukaryota; Metazoa; Arthropoda; Insecta; Lepidoptera; Noctuidae. The record is from RefSeq and is a predicted model, not a curated record.
UCGCUCAGUGCAGUAUGGCGGCGCGCGCAAUCGUCGCGUCUUGCGCGCUACUCGCGUUCGCGGGAGUUGCGUACGCGCAGGAUGCAGUGGUGAUAGUGGAUGUCAGCAACCGCACACUCCCGAACCAAGCGACCCAUGGGGCCCACAGGAACCAUGGGACUCAUGGGGCCCACACGACCGGAACCCACGCGAACAUAGCAUCUUUAGAUGACUGCCAAAGUAUAGUGACACAACUGGUGUCGGCAAAGGAAGAAGCUCUCCUACUGUAUACGGACUUCGCUUCCCGCGCCGGUAACGAUUUGAAGACAUUCCUCAAAAACAUCACUGGGUAUGCUGAUGGCAUCAUCCAGAACGUUAAUGCUGAACCGCCUCUUGAUGAUGUGGACGAAUGCUGGGUAAAGUUCCAGUACCGGGUGAAGAAGGUGGAGCAUGAUGCCCAGAGAGCAGCCAUGUUCAGCGGAGACAGCCACCACAAGUUCCUGUUAGGACACAUGAUCGUGUUUCGGAUGCAUCUGAACAAGAGUGAAGACUACUUGAAGAGGUGUGACAAAGCUACCAGAGGCUGUGGCCUGUCUUGUGAGACUACCCCACGCGUAAGGCGCUGGCGUCGUUUAGCUCUGGACGAGAUCCAUCGAGUUCGAGAGGACAUGCCAUUCACCAGGAGAUCUUACAGGGACCUAGUGUCCCAUGCACGUCGGAAACUAAACCAUUUGAAGAAGCAGAUCAUCGUCAGGUCGAGGGACGCGAUGGAAGACUACAGAUAUUGUAUAAAUAGGAGGCGAUUACGAUAGGUUCUCGUUUCUUGAGUGGGGUCGAAAGUUAUUCAAAAUUCUUAGUUUGAAAAACAUUUAUAGGUUAUUUCUUAGACCCAAGUGUCUGAUAAAAAUUUUCAUUAUAAUAUUAACAAAUUUACGCACAAAUCUCUUUUGAACAUAGUCAAAGUCAAAGUCGAAAUCAUUUAUUUCAACUAGACGAGGAAGGCACUUUUGAACGUCAAAAUCUAAAGUAGUCGUAUUCUAAAUUUUUAGUCUACAUACUUUUUUAUUUAUUUUCAUUCAUGAUAGAUCCCACCCACAAGCACGAAGCGCUUCACAUCAAGAUUCCAUGUGCGUACUGCUGAGGAGUGAUAUUCUUGUUCGUAUAACCUGGGUGUCUUCAAAGGCCGAGUGAAUAGGUUGCUUAUGAGACGACGUAUUCCAUCGUAGACCGCAUCAUCGCUUACCACCAAGCGAGAUAGUUGUCAAACGUCUACAUAAACGUACCUAUAUAUAAAAAUAGAACCAAUAUCAAAAGUCGAACUUAAUCUAAAGAUUUAGAAUUCAGAUUGCUUACUGAAAUCGGUACCUAGUUAUAAUAGUCUGAUUCUAUAAAUUAAUCUUGUUUCUUUUGAACAGUAACUUCCGACCCAGAUCACUCUUAGAAGAUCAAAGAAUCGUCUUCAGUCAUCUGAGACAAUAGUGUCAUAUUAGUUAAUUUAGUAUAAAAUUAUUCGCCAUUGAUUAACUAGAGUUGAUCGUCAGUGAAAUUGAUGAGAUUGAUAUCUAACCUGUUAAUUAGUCGAAUAGUAUUAACUAUAAUCUAUUCUUUAAUUUAUCUAAUGGUUUUUUCGAUUCACAUAAAACCUUUGUGAUUAAUUCCUCGAGAUAUUUUGACAAAACAUCCGAACUGUCCAAAAAUCCGAAUUUGGACUUUCUGUAACGAACGGAUAAGGUCCGAAAUAAGUACAAAAUUAUGCCAUACCUCUUUAUGUUGAGGCGUAGGGGAAGUUUUUAUUUCAAUAGUGAACUGUUGACAUUGAAGUACAAAAAACGAUUCGAAAUUAUUAUAUUUUAAUUUCAUGUUUAAGUAUAUUAUCUAAAUUACGUAAAAUGUUUUACACAAAUUCAAUUCUCGCAAUGUAAUGCAAUUGUAUUCAUAAAACAUUAUGUUAAAAAUGUGAAUAAUUAUUUUUACUCUAAUUGCUUCAUCCAAAAAUAAACUUUGUACGUAGAUGUAAGAAGACUCAAAAUUGUGUAGAUUUUAAAUUGUGUAAAAAUAAUUUAUUUUUUGGUUAUCGAAUGUAAUUGGGUUAUGCGAUUGGUAUUUUUUGAUUUUAAUGUGUUUUUUAUAAAAUACAGUGAGGACUUGUCUAAGGUACAUAAACCGAUUUUAAUCGACUUUGAUUUUUUAAAAUAAAUACAAUGUUUGUAUUAUAACUUUCGUGAAACAUACUUAAAUACCUACAAU